AUGAUAUUAAGGGAACAGGUAGAGGCACCGGAUGAACGGUUGGAUACAGGAUUGUCCACGGACGCACGCUUGGACGGAACUACAGGUACGAACUCCAAGGGACACCUGGCUAGCACAGGGCCAGCUUCGGCGCAGAACCCGUUUGCAAGCUUCACAGGUGCGGAUUUGGUAUCCAGCAACACCCCGGUUCUUUCCGAAUGUGUGUUCGAUGAUGUGGAAGGCGUUUCUUUCCCAGGUCUCGACGACGAGCCAAUACCUUUAGGUAAGGAGAUGGGGGUUGCUGAGAGUAACGCAGGUAUGCGUGGCCUGAUGGAACAAGAAUGUGACGGUUUGGAGGACGUAUUGGCAGCACGUGAUCAACGAUGGGUAGAACGCAUGAAUCAACACGCGGUCGAGGAUGAUAGCGUUGGUGACGUUUUUGAGGGGGAGGUGUUACCGGAUCCUCUCGAGAGUGCGCACGAGUGCUCUGAUCAUCAGCUUGCGGAAUUGCAACAACAACAGGAGUCAGUUAUAGAUGAGACACGGGCUGAGGGGAACUUCGAGGAGGUUUCGGAUGUCCAGCUAAGGGCACAUUCGGGUAUUGGGUUUGCCCAGCAGCCGAAGCGACCAUAUACGGUUUCAGACCGUGUUGAGGGUGGUGGACCGGAUGUCGUUGUUACGUUUGAGCGGACCGAGAAGGCACCGCGUACGUUACGAGAUGUUUUGGAUGAGCUGGCGUUGAUCAAUACCAGUGCUAAGGGUAUGCGGAAGGGUCGUCACACUGGUAAUGGGCUUGCAGAGAUACUGUGUCGGACGUGUAAUCGGUGGUUGACUCGUUACUUGCCGGCGGAACAGGAGUCAACUUGGCCUGACGCUGUGGCUGAGUUUGUGUCGGCAUAUAAUUCAACCCGUUCGUCGGUGACGGGUGUGGCGCCGCUCACAUUAGCAACGAAUGGUCGGGUAUUCUCUCAUCAUGCCGACGCGGAUAUUGUGGAGUUAUUGCGUGGAGACUUAGGUGACUUAGCAACUCUGGAGAUGUUGGAGCCCGAGCCGCUUGAGUGUUGGUCCAGCUGA
Sphaeroforma arctica JP610 is the source of this 1053-nucleotide messenger RNA. RefSeq lists its product as hypothetical. Gene Ontology annotation, molecular function: nucleic acid binding. Lineage: Eukaryota; Ichthyosporea; Ichthyophonida. The coding region runs from base 1 to 1053 and encodes 350 amino acids. The transcript has 3 exons. The record is from RefSeq and is a predicted model, not a curated record.